Molecule: messenger RNA, 1364 nt
Organism: Fopius arisanus
Lineage: Eukaryota; Metazoa; Arthropoda; Insecta; Hymenoptera; Braconidae
Exons: 3
Coding region: 278-1075 (265 amino acids)
Biological process (GO): endocytosis; actin cortical patch localization; plasma membrane tubulation
Cellular component (GO): actin cortical patch; cytoplasm
Molecular function (GO): protein binding; lipid binding
Source: RefSeq, a predicted model, not a curated record
CGAGAGAGUGCGCCAAUUUAUUUUACACGUAACUGACAGGAAAGAGAAAACAAAACGAAGAGCGAACCGUGUAAUGUGAUUUAAUAUCAGUUUUUGGAUUAAAACUUGGCGUGAUGAAAUCAGUAUUUCCCCAAUGACAUCUAGAACAACCAUAUUUGUUUCUGAUCGUUGUUUCAAGUCCAACAACACCCUUGGACGCACUUAAAAGAGAUAUCUAAAUGUUUUCUCUCUUAUAAGAAGACUUGAGACAUACCCUGAAUAGCCAGGCACAGAAAAAAUGACUUGGAAUCCAAGGAAGAAGAAUUAUCUGACUGUAAGGCCAACUCCAGCACCUCCACUGAUAUCACCCAAUGAUGAUCGAGAUCUGGAUAUUGCAGUACAAAGAUUAAGCCAUGUUGAGGGAACUAUUCGGAAACUGACCAAAGAAGCAAAACGAUACGUUGAAGCCAUAAUAAAUUUAGACCGCGUGGAUCAGCGAUUAUCAUCGAACCUGGGUACAAGUGGUCUAGCGCAUCUCUCGGAUGACUUCCGAAGAAUAGUGGAGGAUUAUCACUCGGUAAUGAGUCAAGUUGGCAAAACGGUUCAGGAUUUUUCGGUUCUCAUUGGUAAAACAUUCAUAGAGCCGCUAAAAAAACUUAGGGAUGAGUUUGCUUUGGUUGCUGAUGCCCUUGUGAAGAGAGAGGAAUUGGUAGGGAUUUGGAAAGGCUGGUAUACCAGAAUAAAGAAAUUCCAAGAGAAGAAGGACAGAACUGCGAGUCAUAUAGCGAAAUUAGAGCGUGAGAGGAGAAGCGAGGAAAUUGCGGCUAGGGAAUUAAAACUCAUUCACUCUCGAUUGCUCAUUGAACUUCCUUGGUUCCUCGAAAAACGCUUAGAGUACAUAAAACCCAGUGUACAUGCUCUUAUUCUUAAUCAGUUAGAUUAUUAUGGGAACACUACUAAAUUAUUUACUCAGCUGAUGCCUGUUUAUAAUCCAUCGCAUUCCCCAUCGUCUGCAGUCAUAUCGGAUGAAGAAUAUUAUGGUAAAAUUAAUAAAGAAAUGCUUAGAAUAAGAGGGUUAACAAUUGUAAAACCGUGAUAAUGAAUUUAAUAAUGGAAGAAUGUAUGUACUACAUGAUAAUAACAUUGUGAAAAUAAAUUGUACUCGUAAAUUAAAUAUAAUUAGUAUAAAUGUAGUUUUUUUGUACCGAUAUGGAUCACAAAUGGGUAUACUGCUCUAUGCCCGCAGAGUUUAUUGCCCCUGACGGUUUUUAUUAUUUACUUAUUAAUCAAGUUUUUUCAAGUUUUCGAUUCGGUUAAUAAUAUCUUUCAUUCGUCAAUUAUUAUGAUUAGAUGAUAGAGCUAAAGUUUAAUUUGGAAAUGGCAUU